GUGUAAUUUCGUACUUCUCGUUUAUGUAAGCUGGGAAGACUUCUUCCCAAAACUACCGGGACGCUGCUUCUCGCCUGUCGCUUUGACAUCACCUCGCGCCUACGAACGAGCUCCGCUCGUCUCGCGUUCUUCGAGCGUUAACCGACGUCACUAACCUAAUGAGCUUUCUCGCGACAAGUAAGCAGCUCUUUAGACGGCCAUUGAGCCUGGGAAUAGUUGUUGUAGGCGUUGCAAGUCUCCUCUUGUACUUCUUUGCUGAUAAACCAUCCUUGAAGCCCGCUACUGUUGGCAAGAUGCAUAUUGAAUCCAUCCCUAUGUGGGAGGGUAGUGGAAACAACUAUGCGUAUCUCGUGACCGACGACAAGACUAAGGAUGCUGUGAUUAUUGAUCCUGCCAACCCUUCUGAAGUCCUGCCUCACAUUAAGAAAGCCGUGGACAGCGGCGUCAAUCUGAAGAGUAUCGUCAACACUCACCAGUCAGUACUCUCCUUCCGAAGAUGUCAAUCCAUGCUAACAACGGCCAGUCACCAUGACCAUGCUGGCGGCAAUGCCGAGAUGCUCAAGUCAUACUCCGUGCCCGUCAUUGGCGGCAGAGACUGUGCCAAAGUGACCAAGACUCCUAGCCACGGCGAGACGUUUACGGUCGGCGAAAGCAUCAAGGUUAAAGCAUUACAUACGCCGUGUCACACGCAAGACAGUAUCUGCUACCUCUUUGAGGAUGGUAACGAUCGAGCUGUUUUUACUGGCGAUACACUGUUCAUCGGAGGCUGCGGUCGUUUCUUCGAAGGUACCGCAGAGGAGAUGGACAAGGCGCUCAACAAGACGCUUGCUGCACUACCAGACGACACGAGAGUAUACCCUGGUCAUGAGUACACAAAGGGCAACGUCAAAUUCGCGGUAAAAGUAGCGCAAAGCGAACCCAUUAAGAAGCUGGAGUCUUUCGCCAACUCCAACAAGCAGACGCAGGGCAAGUUCACCAUUGGCGAUGAGAAGCAACACAACGUCUUUAUGCGACUAGAUGAUCCGACUGUACAGAAGUUCACAGGCAAGACGGAGCGUGUCGAUGUGAUGGCGGCACUCCGGGAGGCGAAGAACAACUCGUAGAUAUUGUAAUAUACAAUCCCUCCAUCCAUCUCCAGCCAAAAAUGCAAGGUACUUUCAGCCGCCCCCGUGCUUGUGCA
Baudoinia panamericana UAMH 10762 is the source of this 1180-nucleotide messenger RNA. RefSeq lists its product as uncharacterized. NCBI's taxonomy places the organism in Eukaryota, Fungi, Ascomycota, Dothideomycetes, Mycosphaerellales, Teratosphaeriaceae. The transcript has 8 exons. Gene Ontology annotation, molecular function: hydroxyacylglutathione hydrolase activity. The coding region runs from base 159 to 1103 and encodes 314 amino acids. The record is from RefSeq and is a predicted model, not a curated record.